AUUUUGACUGAACCAAAAAAAAAACUGGAAUUAAUUAUACAAAAUUAUCCUGCUACGGAUUGCAAUAUUAAAUGUAAUAAUUGUAUAUUUUGCUACCAAACCAAAGUAAAAUGGCGCAAGUAAUCCAUAGUGUUAAUGGCAUGAUGAACAACGAGACAGAGAUGAAAGGUAUGGAUGCCAAUAGAUAUGCCACGAAGAAGACAAUUGCCCAGGGCAUGUUGGAUAUAGCGUUGCUGACUGCAAACGCAUCACAACUUAAAUACAUUUUACAAGUGGGAGAGCAGCAUCAGUUCUACAAAUUAAUGUUGAUUCUUAUCAGUCUAUCAAUAGUAUUGCAGAUCCUGUCUGGUGUAUUAAGUUUAUCACUGAGUCUAAUGCGUGAUUGUCGUAUGCACAAGCCAGAAUUUCAUCAAUCGGCCAAUAUGAUUAAUCACAUUCGAACGGGUUUCGCUUUCUUUGUAACCAUGAUCAAUUUAUUUAUAUCGGCAUUUGAUUCUCGUUUACCGCCACCACAAGGAGAUUUCUUAAGUGGUUUAAAUUAAUUCUGAUGGUUGGUAUAUUCUUUGUAAUAAUCGGAAGUCUGAAUAUCAAUCGUAAACAGGAUCAAACGGCCGCUAUAAUAUUAAAUGAUAUCAUUUUGGUUGUUAUAUUUGUCAUAUCGG
Molecule: messenger RNA, 662 nt
Organism: Calliphora vicina (urban bluebottle blowfly)
Lineage: Eukaryota; Metazoa; Arthropoda; Insecta; Diptera; Calliphoridae
Product: ninjurin-A-like
Exons: 4
Coding region: 111-542 (143 amino acids)
Biological process (GO): cell adhesion; tissue regeneration
Cellular component (GO): membrane
Source: RefSeq, a predicted model, not a curated record